GGGCCGGCCCAGUGUCAAGGGCAUAAUUGUCCAAGGUAUUAUUUACCUAUGGCCGUAUACCCGAAUACCCCCAAAUCGCUUUAUCUUUAUGUCUUAAAAGUAGUCUAGGUUAAUUCUUUCGUUUAGGUGCCGCCGAGUCACAGUGUGACAUUUUGGUUUUUUCAUAUGCAAGCCUGCCAAGGCCAAAAUUCUCAAUAGAUACUAAAGGGGGUACAUGACUAGUCUGACCCCCGCCCAAGCCUUGUCGCACUCUUUGCAAGUUAAGCUAUUUUCUUUGCAAUUGACAGUCUUCAAUGCUUUCUUUAUGAUGUUUUCAACUAUUUACUUUCUCUCUCCCGUUUUAUAAAAAUAUUUUCUCAAGAAUGAGGAGGGAGGCUACAUCAUACCGCGAGUUUGUCCGUGGAUUCCGAAUUUCGAACGGCUGACUUGUUGAUUGAGCUAAACCAGUGCCGCACAAUCAUGUUGAGAAGUUACGAUUGUGACAAGUGGUAUCAGAGCAAAAUUCGCUAAUUGACGACAAGAACAAAACAUGUCGUCUGUGAAUCCCUCGGGCAAGGCCCAGAAAGACCGACUAGCAGAGCUAGAAGAGCAGAUGCUCUACCUAGUCGAUGUUCCCGACUCCAUCUGCUACUUGGAGUCUCGUCUCGAUGAAAUUUCCGAGAAAAUUGAUGCAAUCGAUGCGGUAGCUGGCCGUCUCGAAGCGUUACCGAUACAAGAGUUAUUGGCAAGAGUCGUCACCCUAGAAACAAACAUAAGUGUCGGAAGAACUGUUAACUACGAGCGUGGAGACAGUUCAUCAGACUUUGCUACCCACAUGGAAGAACGUGUCAGCGAGCUAGAUUGCUCUCAAAAGACACUAUUAGAGAUGAUAACGGCAUGUCGAAGGAUUUUAGAGUCACCCUCGAUGUCGUUAGGAAUGAAAUCGCAGACGUGAACGCGAGGAUGAAUCUCACGAUGCGAGCAAUGGGAAACCAAGCUCCAGCUGUAGGAGCAAUUUCGGUUAGCAUAGUAAAGAUCCCGGAACCAAAGCCCUUCUGUGGGGCAAGAGAUGCAAAGGCUUUAGAGAAUUAUAUUUUCGACCUUAAAUAGUACUUCAAGGCUACAAACACUGUCACCGAGGAAGCCAAAGUGACAUUGGCAACAAUGCAUCUGUCUGAAGAUGUCAAGUUGUGGUGGAGGUCCCGAUACGUGGACAUACAGGAAGGGCGUUGCACAAUAGAUACUUGGGACACCAUGAAGAGAGAACUCCGCUCGUAAUUCUUCCCCAAGAAUGUGGAAAUCCUUGCUCGAUGAAAGUUGCGGGAUCUAAGACACACUGGCGAGAUUCAGGAGUACGUGAAACAGUUCGCGGGGUAAAUGUUAGACAUUCGCGAUAUGUCAGAGAAAGACAAAGUAUUCUGUUUUGUCGAAGGGCUAAAACCAUGGGCAAGGGUCAAGUUGUAUGAAUAAAGGAUUCAAGACCUCACGUCAGCUUAUGCAGCAGCCGAACGGUUGUUCGAUCUGACAAGUGACUCUCAAGAUGUGAGACAUCACCAAAGUUCCUCACCUGGAAGGAACAGGAAUAGUCAUCCGAGUUCUCCCAAAGCUGUCAGGGGAGACGAAUGUCCUGGUAAAGACCGCAGAUCUCACCAGUCAAACACAGAGAACACAUGGCAAAGGCCGAAUAAUCGGAGCCCACCCAAGCGUCCCCUUAGUUGUUUCAUAUGUGGGAAGCCACAUCUGGCAAGAGAAUGCCCGAAUAAAGUUGACUUCCAUGCGUUUCAGGCCUCAUUAAUCGCGGAUUCAGACGAUAAGUCAAAUCAAGCUAAGGACGAAAUAUGCCAGAUAGAUGGGAGUGGAAAGACUCGAAUAGGGGCCAUAAAAUACAUGUCAUCUCUCUAGAAAAAGUCAAGGGAGAGACACGUACCAACAAAAAGAAGCUUACUAUAUGUUGACACCUGAAUCAACCAAAAGCAGACUAAGAGCACUAUGGUUGAUUCUGGUGCAACCCACAACUUCAUAACUGAGGUGGAAGCUAGAUGUUUAAGGAUCCGUUGGAAGAAGGAUUCAGGAAGGAUGAAGGUCAUGAAUUUCGUUGCCCUACCUAUCGUCGGAAUGGUGAAGCGAGCGACGAUAAAGUUGGGAGGAUGGAAAGGCCCCGUAGACUUUGUGGUUGUAAAGAUGGACGACUUUGAUGUAGUACUGGGAAUGGAGUUCCUCCUUGAACAUCAAGUCAUACCAAUGCCCUCAGCCAAAUGUCUAGUGAUUACCGGAUCUUUCUCCAUGGUAGUACAAGCAGAUAUUCGUCAGCCUAACGGGUUCAAAAUGAUAUCGGCCAUGCAACUAGACGAGAGUCGCGCCCAAGAAGAACCACCAUCUGUGGAGAUCCUGCUUGGGGCGUUGGAAAAGCCGGGGGAGACAGUCCCCAAGGACACUCUGUGUGUCCAAGAGAAGUGCCAUGGUGUGAUGCCAAGUAGUUGGCCCAAGUCCUCAUCGAUGCGAAGGAGAACCGACCAUGGGGUAGAAUCGCCAUCAGAGGCAAAAGCGCAUGCGAAGAAUGCUUAUCGCAUGGCGCCGCCGGAGUUAGCCAAACUUUGGAAACCAUCAAAGAUGUUGUUGAAUACAGGAUUUAGUAGACCUGUACAAGCUCCGUAUGUAGCCCACGUCCUUUCCCUGAAGAAGAAGGACAGAAGCCCACAACAGUUUGUUGAUCACCGUACCCAGAGUAAGCUCACAGUGCGGUGCAACUAUCCACUCCCCAUGCUCACGAGGCAGGUGGACCGCCCCCGUGGGGUGAAGUACCUCCCGAAGUCAGACAUCCAAUCGAGGUACUGUCAAGUAAGAACAACGAAGGCAAAGGGACUCGAGACAACUUGUGUCACUGGACAUGAAGCAUACGAGCUCCCCGUGGUGCCACUGAGUCUUACCGAUGCCACGGGAGGAAAGUGUUGUUCUGUACAGAGCCAGAUGAACGUGCUGGGUCAUGUGGGGGAGUGCCACCAAAGUGGGUUGUUGAGAGAAGAAGACACUUAGUGGAGUGAGAACCUCGAGUGUCAGGCCGCCUUCAAUGGUUCAAAGCAAGCCAUGAUCGAGGGGCCAAGUCUUAGGGUCGUCGAUGCGACCAAGACUCCUGAAGUUGAAGCCGAGCAAUUCAGCUAUGUGCUCGGAGAAUACCUGCAUCAUUGUGUUGAUGGCAGACAAAAGAAUUGGGUUCAACUGCUGAAGGUAGCCCAAUUCGAUCAUAGUGCUCAGACAGACUCGCUGAUUAAGAGAAGUCCGUUCGAGAUUAAAGGUAAGAGGCAUUCUGUAUUACCGUCCUCGCUGAUGGUCCUUAUGUAGGGGACUGCCCUCAAGUCCACCGAGUUGGAGAGGAAUGUGAACAGAUGGCCGACAUCGCUCGAGUGUGCCUAAAAGAAGCUUCAAGGUCGAUGGAGGAGAGGGGAGAUCAAAAGCGAUUCCCUCUCGAGUUCAAGUGGAUGACCAACCUUCCAAUUGACGAUGCAACAACGCCGUAUGAUUAUCUGUCAACCUGGACCUGGAGGAAGACAGAGAAGUUAAGGAAGUCUUUGCUGACAGAGUAAGGAUUGGUAGAAGGCCCACGAGGAGACACAUAAAUUCCUGUUGAAGCGGAAGAAGCCCAUCGUGGAGGUAACAAGAGAGGACAUGUCGAAGACCUUGAAGCGUGGGUGCAGAAGACCGAAGAGCUCCAGCUUCGCCAGUUGACGAGGACGUCAACCAUUUAAGUGAGGAGAAUGUCAAGGGCAUAAUUGUCCAAGGUAUUAUUUACCUAUGGUCGUAUGCCCGAAUACCCCCAAAUCGCUUUAUCUUUAUGUCUUGAAAGUAGUCUAGGUUAAUUCUUUUGUUUAGGUGUCGCCGAGUCACAGUGUGACAUUUUGGCUUUUUCAUAUGUAAGCCUGCCAAGGCCAAAAUUCUCAAUAUGUACUAUAGGGGGUACAUGACUAGUCCGACCCCCGCCCAAGCCUUGUUGAACUCUUUGCAAGUUAAGCUAUUUUCUUUGCAAUUAACAGUCUUCAAUGCUUUCUUUAUGAUGUUUUCAACUAUUUACUUUCUCUCUCCCGUUUUAUAAAAACAUUUUCUCAAGAACGAGGAGAGAGGCUACAUCAUACCACGAGUUUGUCCGCGGAUUCCGAAUUUCGAAUGGCUGACUUGUUGAUUGAGCUAAACAAGUGCCGCACAAUCGUGUUGAGAAGUUACGAUUGUGACACCCAGCACUCACGACAGCAUCGUUGUUACGGAGUACACUCGACGUCAACAACAGAAUCUAACCAGUGUGCACACGGUAAUCUCUAUCCUCAGGCUCAAGAUCUCAGUCACGUUAAUGAAAUUUCAUAAAUCAUCUAAAAAUAUUAAAACAUGCCUGCUUAUAAAUUUUACACAAAGCUCGAUCUUUACUCAGCUCUUUCGUGGAAAAUUGUAGUUCUUAAAACAAAACUUAUUACUAAUUCAUGCUUUGCUUAAAACAUUGUGGUUUAAAUACUUUUCAAACAUUUAAUAUCUACGUGCUAGCAUAAAUUUCUUUAAGAAAUCUAGUCUCCAAAUGUAUACUUAAAAAUAGUCAUGAAAUUCAAAUACCAAUAGUCAUGAAAUUCAAAUACCUUUCACGGUUUCGUAAGUAAACAUUUAUCGUAUUCAAUCAUAAUAACAGUCAUGGAAAAUAUUUCAAAGUUGGUUUUGUCACUCACCGUCUUGUGCUAGAUCCUUGGUCUAGAAGCUCAGUUUAAUUAUUCUCGGCCUGCCAACAACCCAACCGAGUAUUCGAACUCUAAACAUUCUGGUUUUCUAAAGAUAUACAUAACAUGAAGCACCAAAGAUGACGCUCACGAAAACAAAGCUUAAGAAAUAAAAUCCUAUUUCAAAUGACUAUAACUUUCUCAAUACUUAACCAAAAUGAGUGUUCUUUAUAUCAAAAUCUUCAUUUUGAGAUCCUCUAAAACUUACCUAAAGAUAUGUAAAUCUGAUUCCCUAUGAAUAAACUUAGAUAACCCUCCAAACAGAACCACUUCCAGAAUCGCGCGCACACGACCUCUUUAAAUUGUCCCUAUAAUUUAACUGAUAUUUAGUCGUUUGUGGUUCACGCUUUCUUCAUGAAAGUUGUAUUAAAUUGAACGAACUUUCCAACGAUAUUAAAUAGAGGUUCUAACUUCACUUUUACACUCUGAAAUACAAGAAAAACCAGAGGCCUCCUGAUUUCGAGAGAAAACCAACUGCACUGUUUUCUUCGUAAAAAAAAACCCAAUGAAUAUCCGAAGUUGCUCCAACUUUAUUCAUAAAUUUUUUUUGAAAAUGAGCUAACUUUCAGUAAAUGUAAACCUCACCUCUUAAUUCCUUUUGAAGAGUUCAAACCGAAUUAAAAACCAGUGAUGUGCAGAUUGAACCAAGAUUCAGCCAUGGAUACACUUUGCUUGAGUUCUCCUCCUCUUCUUCAGCCUCAAAAUUCUAGUUAGAAGAAGAUCAGCCAAAUUUAUAAACCAAGGAUUUAAAGCUUUGUAUCUGUUCUCCGGACACAACAAAAAGGCAUUGGAAGAACAAACGUCAGGAAAGACACAUUAUUGAGAACUCCCAAUGGAAACAUCAAUUUUAUAGGAUUGAGACGAAGAUUCUGUAAACCCGAUAUUUUCUUGGUUUAAUUUCUUUAAAUCUGGAAAAAAAAAAAGAAAAAAAUGGAAAUUAAGUGUAAAUAUAAAUAUAUAUAUUUAUAUAUUAAAUAGUUUUAUUAAAUUAAUUAAAGAAAAGAAAGAAAAGAAAGGACAAAAAGAAGAAAAGGAGAAGAAAAUUUCAUUUUCUCUUUUCUUCUUCUUCUUCUCUUCCCUUCACCGCCAAGUUUGAAGACAUCCAAGUUCCCUUUAUUUUUUUGUUCUUUUUCCUUCUUCAAUUUGCAGAGAACUUCUAAGAGAGAGUUUGGAAGAAGAAGAGAAAUUUUACUAGAAUUUUUUAGGUUGAAGAAGAGGAGGAGAACUCAAGCAAAGUGUAUCAAUGGCUGAAUUUUAGUUCAUUCUGCACAUCACUGGUUCUUAGUUCGGUUUGAACUCUUCAAAAGGAAUUAAGAGGGCAGUUGGUUUUCACUCGAAAUCAGGAGGUCUCUGGUUUUUCUUGUAUUUCAGAGUGUAUGGGUGGAGUUAGAAUUUCUAUUUGGAACAAGUUAAAGAGGUCGUGUGCGCGCGAUUCUGGAAGUGGUUCUGUUUUGAGGGUUAUAUGUGUUUAUGCACGGGGAAUCAGAUUUAUAUGUCUUCAGGCCGAGAAGAAUUAAACCGAGCUUAUAGACCAAGGAUCUAGCCCAAGACUGUGAGUGAUAAAACCAACUUUGAAAUAUUUUCCAUAAUUGUUAUUAUGAUUGAAUGCGAUAAAUGUUUAUUUACGAAGCCAUGAAAGGUAUUUGAAUUUCAUGACUAUUUUCAAGUAUACAUUUGGAGACUAGAUUUCUUAAAGAAAUUUAUGCUAGCACGUAGAUAUUAAAUGUUUGGAAAGUAUUUAAACCACAAUAUUUUAAGCAAAGCAUGAAUUAGUAUGAAGUUUUGUUUUAAGAACUACAAUUUUCCACGAAAGAGCUGAGUAAAGUUCGAGCUUUGUGUAAAAUUUAUAAGCAGGCAUGUUUUAAUAUUUUAUGAUGAUUUAUGAAAUUUUCAUUAACUACAUGACUGAGAUCUUGAGCCUGAGGCUAGAGAUUACCGUGUGCACACUGGUUAGAUUUCGUUGUUGACGUUGAGUGUACUCCGUAACAACGAUGCUGUCGUGAGUGCUGGGCGGGCCCCACUACGACAAAGACGAUGGGAGUGCUGGGCGGGCCCCACUACAUCGUAGUGCUUGUAAACGUUGUUGUACUAGGUGUACCCUACACAACGUAGAUUCGUCAUGUUAGUUAAAAUGCUUCGAUAUACUUGAUAUGCCUUGCUAGAUUUCAAUGAUGAACAUGCUGAGUAUUUAAGGAAGCUAUUCUUACUAUUACACAUUUACAUUUACGACUUGUAUAAACAGAUUUAUAUGUGUAGAGUUUUCACGUGCUCUUAUCUUUAAAUUCAUAGUUUUAAACUGAGUCACUCACUGAGCUCCAUAGCUCACCCUUUCCAAAAUGUUUUACCCAUUUUCCAGGUAGAGAUCGACUUCCCGGUGCCUGAUAGACUGCCUUAGUCUGCGGAAGCUUCAUUAUCGAUUGCCAGUACGUGUUUUGAGUUGGGCAUAAAGUCUGUUGUGUUGUGAUGUAUUCACACCCUUGUAUGUUAUAGAUACUCCACAGUUUGUAUAAGCUUUAGGAGCUGUAGUUGCGUAAAUUUUGUUGGUUACAUUUUGAUUAAGGUGUCUUUAGGUUUACUCGUGAAAUUGGUAAAUUUUGAGGUACACUUCAUGUAUGUGUUUGACUAGCUGUGUUUGACUAGCCUAGGAUCCGAUGUGUUUUGUGGCAUGUUCAAUAGUUUAUAUACUAGAUUGGCAAGUUCAUCA
This is a messenger RNA of Cucumis melo (muskmelon), 7434 nucleotides long. RefSeq lists its product as uncharacterized. NCBI's taxonomy places the organism in Eukaryota, Viridiplantae, Streptophyta, Magnoliopsida, Cucurbitales, Cucurbitaceae. The record is from RefSeq and is a predicted model, not a curated record. The coding region runs from base 1969 to 3012 and encodes 347 amino acids. The transcript has 6 exons.